Messenger RNA from Adineta steineri, 2064 nucleotides. The record is from the annotation of a GenBank genome assembly. Lineage: Eukaryota; Metazoa; Rotifera; Eurotatoria; Adinetida; Adinetidae.
AUGAAUUUAUCACUCGAUACAAUUUUAACAAAUGCACGAGAGCUUGUUUCACGUUUACGUCGUGAUGAUGCAACAGCUGAUACAACUGUAAGUCAAGCACAAUAUGUUCAAGAAAGAAUUUUAAGCAUGAAACAGUACGGUGAUGAUCUUGCUGAAUUGAAUGAUAUUAGUUCACAUCGUCCAAAAACAGCUAUUCUUUAUAGUAUUCAAAAAGAAAAUCGUCUUAUCAAACAAUUACAAAAAGAGAAUGAAGAAUUGAAACAAUUAGUUACUGAACAUCGAAGUGUAUUAGAAAAAAUUAUGUAUAAAUAUCGACAACAUGUACAACAACUUAGAUUAAUGGAAGAAAAAGAAAAAAUGGCUGUUCAAUUAUUUAAUGCAGGAUUAGCACAGGAAGUUCAAGAGAAAGCAUCAAAAAUUCAAGAAAUGGCAUCAAUUAUGCAACGCGCAAUUGAUAUUGAUGAAAUUAAUAGUGCAACACAAGAAGAACGUAUAAAUGCAUUAUUAGUGGAAAAUCGAGGUUUAAAAGAAAUACUUGCUGUACAUGAAAAUAUGCAUCAAUAUGAACAAUUAUCUACAAUUAUACCACAGUUAUAUUUUAAACGCCAUACGGAUUCGACUUUAAUAUGGACGGAAAAUAUAUUACUCUUAUCGAUUGGUACAAUUGUACUAUUUGCAGUUUUAACUCUUGUAGGAGUGGUAUAUUGGUGUUCAAAACAACAGCAACAACAACAUCGAUUAUUAAAAAAUCAACCUGAACCAUCUGAAUUAACUCCAUUUUCAUCAACAAAUAAUAAAAUAAUUAAGCCAAAAGAAAUAACAUUAUUUCCUAUUGCUCAUAAAUUUGCUGACCUUCAUGCAUCAGAUAUUACUAAUGAUACCUACUCAUUAUCAUCAACAUCGUCAUCAGAACAUCAUACAGCGAAAACAUCUCGAAAUAAAAAUCUUUUACAAAGGAGAGGGCCUAAUAAUGCAUUAACAAUAUCUGUAACUCCAGUACAUCUUGUUUUGAAUAGUCCACCAGCUGAUUGUUCGACUGAUGAAUAUUUACAAACAGCAACAAGAAAAUUAACAAUUAAUGAACUUCAUCAACAUGCACAAGAUACUCGUUCACUCUAUCAAGAAUUUUGGUCAGUACCAACAAAUCAUCUUGAAAAACUUCGUAUUUAUGGUGCUGGUACAAAAAAUCGCUAUGGUACAAUCAUUGCAAAUGAACAUUCUCGAGUGAAAUUACCUGAAAUAGCCGGUGAUUCUAUAUCAUCAUAUAUCAAUGCAAAUUAUGUCAAUGGUUGGCCAAAUGAAUAUCAUGCAUUUAUUGCAACGCAAGGUCCAUUGUCGAAUACAGUUAUUGAUUUUUAUCGAAUGAUUUGGCAAGAACAUGUAUCUGUUAUUGUUAUGAUUACACGUUUAUUUGAAAAAAAUAAAUCAAAAUGUGAACGAUAUAUUCCAGAUUCACAUGCGAAUCAAUAUGGACCAUUUCAUGUUGAGAUAAAAUCAACAAUUUAUCGAAAUGAUUAUGAAAUACGAAGAUUAAUUAUUACAUUCGAAAAUGAACAACGUGAAAUUGAUCAUUAUUGGUAUACAGCAUGGCCAGAUCAAUCAAGUCCAGAUAUUGCAAAACCAUUAAUUGAACUUGUUGAUAAAGUUGAAAAUAGUCGAAUUGAAUUAUCUAAAAUUAAUAAUAAAUCUGGUCCUGUUAUCAUUAUAAUGAAUACAAAACUAAUUAUUACAAUACUUCUCGUUUCGAUUUUCUGUUUUGAAUUCGGUCAAGGUCUUCAAUGCUAUCAACAUGAUUAUUGCAUUGGUGGAUGUCCAACAUUAGCAUCAAGUGUUGUUCAAUGUGCAUCAACUCACAGUAAAUGUUGGAAAAUGAGUUCACCAAUUGGUACAAAACGUGGUUGUGGUGAUAAUCGAUGUAUGGUACAACUUGAUACCGGUAUUAUGGGUACUGCUAGUGUAUGUUGUUCAAAUGAUCUUUGUAAUUCGGCUAUUCCAAAGCAAACUACAACAAUGGCAGUUCUUUUUGGAAGUUUAAUCGCUUUUGUAUAUGCCUGGUGUAUCUAA